Messenger RNA from Menidia menidia (Atlantic silverside), 615 nucleotides. The record is from the annotation of a GenBank genome assembly. NCBI's taxonomy places the organism in Eukaryota, Metazoa, Chordata, Actinopteri, Atheriniformes, Atherinopsidae.
AUGAGAGUGGAGCUCCUUUUACUGGUGGCCAUGUGCCUGGCGGGCGGCGUGGGCGGGAUGUCCACCUGUAAGACGGUGAACCUGGAGAUGGUCAGACUGAAGCGCAUCGAGGCCAUCCGGAGCCAGAUCCUCAGCAAGCUGCGCCUGCCCAAGGCCCCCGAGCCCGAGGAGUCCGGGGACGAGGAGGACAUCCCCACGGACCUGCUCUCCCUCUACAACAGCACCAAGGACAUGCUGACCGAGCAGGAGACCGACGUCCAGACGCCCAUUUCCACCGAGCAGGAGGAGGAGGAGUACUUCGCCAAGGUGCUGCACAAGUUCAACGCCACCAAAACAAACACCACGGAAAGCUCCAAGGUGAUGUACUUCAACAUCUCUGAGAUCCGGCGGAGCGUGGGCGACCACCGGCUGCUGACCAGCGCGGAGCUGCGGAUGCUGAUCCGGAGCACCACCAUCCCCACCGAGCAGCGCGUGGAGCUGUACUACGGCGGGGGCGCCGGCGCCCGCUACCACGCCUCCCGCUUCGUCACCAACGAGCUGAAGGACAAGUGGCUGUCCUUCGACGUGACCGAGCCCCUGAGGGGCUGGCUGCAACACUCAGGUGAGCCCCGCUAG